AAACAGAUUUCUUAAUUUAAAAAUAUAUUGUUUAAGCGUGUUUCCAAAAAUUAAAAAUUGCAAAAAAUCUAACCAGGCACACUUAAAUGGUCAAAGUUACUUUUUUGUUCGGGAUGAGGAGAGGCAGACACAAACUUUACAACCUUAACCGGAUGAGUCACCCAGCAGCCCUGGAAAAACUCAGUUCUGUAGUCGUUUAACAUUGGCAAACUAGCCAGCUACUUUUCUGUUUACAUGGGGGAAAAAAACAGUAAUUCUUGCUAUUCUUGCUAUUCUGUCUCCAUCAUGACCAAGCCAUGGCCAGUUUUGGCCAGUGUGACCUUAUUUUUCUUUUUUUGUCCCCACAGACUGUACCCUUUACUUUUACUUUAUCCUUACUCAACUUUUUAUUGGUUUUAAAAGGCUUUCCAUGUGCCUGACCUGGCUUUGGAGGCUGUAGAAACUGUUUUAACAUUUGGGCUAGAAAACAGCUUGUCAACUCAUGUUAUCUGCACUAAUGCAGUUAUUAGUUUGUAUACAUUGACUAGCUUGCUCUGGAGUUUUUCUUGCCAAGAAACUUUCAUCCUGAAAACCAGAGCUAACCUCCAGGAGGAACGUGUGCUCAGUGAGCCAGCACAAGGGCAAUGAGACUAUGUGUGGGACAAACACAAAGGCAGCCUGAGGAGACAGCUCAAAAGCAACUCUGCUUUUUGUUUUUGCUUGUUUUGUUGAGAUCAACAGAACAGUAUGGCCACCACUGUUGCUGUCAGUCCCAGCGAGUACCUUCAGCCCUCUGCCACCUCCACACAGGAAUCACAGCCCUCCCCACUGGCUCUUCUGGCUGCUACCUGCAGUAAGAUUGGCCCCCCUGCAGCUCAGGCGCCUGUCAGCACCCCUCCUACCCAGCCUGUCACCCGCCGCUUGUUACCUAUUAAGCCUGCUCCUAUUGCCCCUGCACCCCCAAAGAACCUGGGUUUCCUGUCCACCAAGAGUAACGUGAUCCAGCUCUCAGCAGGCCUUCCUUCCUCCACCCCCAGUGGUCCAAUCCUGCUCACCAUCCAGAACCCAGCUCGGCCUGCUGCCACCAAUAUCCAGUAUCAGGUGGUGCCACAGCUACAAGGUGCUUGUGGGCAGACUAUCCAGAUGAUGCCCCAGGGUGGGCAGAUUCAGAUAAUCCCAGGCACCAAUCAGGCUAUCAUCACUUCCCCUGUGACAGUCCCAGCCCCUCCUGUUCCUGCCACCACCCAGAAGUCCCUGGCCAUAAAGCCCUUUCCACAGAAGCGUCGACAGAACAGUGCCAAUGUGGUGCGGCUGCCUGGGGGCCUCACCCUUCCUCUCAGUGUGACUGCUAGUGAGGUGGGGGGAGCUCAGAUCCUUGCAGAAACUACGACUGCCCCUGCUCAAGCUUCUCCCGCCAAGGCUGCACGAAAGGGUCGCAAGAAACUUGUGACUGCCUCACAACCUAUUCCACCAGCACCGUCUCCACCCCCUGCUGUGGCUGUGGCUGAGCAAGUGGAGACCCUGCUGAUAGAAACAACAGCUGACAACAUUAUCCAGGCAGGAAACAACCUACUGAUCGUGCAGGGCUCAGGUCAGCCAGCCGUGGUACAACAGGUCCAACUGGUCCAGCAGAAGCCUGAUCAGCAGGUGGUGCAGAUACCUCCACAGGCCCUCAAAGUGGUACAGGCUGCCUCUGCCACCCUCCCUCCUGUCCCACAGAGACAACCCACUCCCAGCCAUCAGAUGACCACAGCUGAACCCACACAGGUACUAAUUAAAACAGCUUCAGGAGAGUGGCAGACAGUGCAGCUGCAGGAAACCACAGUGUCCACACCACCCCCCACUUCCAGCUCAGGCACUGUCGCCUUGCCCUCGGCUGGGGGAUGCAAGAGGAUGUUGGCUGGGGGUCGCAAGGAAAGAACCUUUCCCAAGAUUGCCCCAGCAGGAGGUCUGAUUGCACUUAAUGCAGCCCAACUGUCCUCAGCAUCACAAGCAGUGCAGACCAUCAAUAUCAACGGGGUGCAAGUGCAGGGAGUGCCUGUUACCAUCACCAAUGCAGGGGGUCAGCAACACCUCACCGUACAGACUGUGCAGAGUAGUGGGUUGCAGCUGGGUGGGGUGAGUGGUUCCCAGGGACAGCUGCAAGUGGAGCAAGCCUUGACACUGGAGAUCCAGGGCCAGCCCGGUGAGAAGAAACGACGUAUGGCCUGCACCUGCCCAAACUGCAAAGACAGUGAGAAAAGACCAGGGGAAAUGGGGAAGAAGAAGCACAUAUGCCACAUCCCAGGCUGUGAGAAGACCUUCCGCAAGACCUCAUUGCUGCGGGCACAUGUACGCCUACACACUGGGGAGCGUCCCUUCGUCUGUAACUGGGUUUUCUGCGGGAAGCGCUUCACACGUAGCGAUGAACUGCAGCGACACGCCAGGACACAUACAGGAGACAAACGCUUUGAAUGCACACAGUGCCAGAAGCGCUUCAUGAGGAGUGAUCAUCUCACCAAGCAUUACAAGACACACAUAAAUACAAAGAAUUUGUGAGAACGGUGUUCUGCAUCAGCGAGUGUGGUGUAUGCAAAGCUGGAAAUGGACAUCCUCAUGAACUUCAACACUCUGUUAAGGGGUUGGAAAACAGAAGUGGUGGUGUCCCAUGGGAGCGUGUUACCGAAAUGCACUCCGGCUAUACACAGUUAGGCCUGCUUGGUCUGCUUAGGCCUUCCCCUCAGGCUUGAACUGUUCCAGUGUUGUUUUUUGUUAUAUUUUUUGUUUGAUGGCAUUCUUUCUCCGCAGAGGGCUGUAUGUGACAGUGCGACAGACACUGCUGCAGUGUUUUAAAGCUCAGUAUGUACAGCCCAGCAACAUGUCCGGUGACAGUGCUGUGGUGCACUAAAAUUUAGCAUCUCCAUCCCAGUAACAUAUCUGGCCACAGUGCUGGCCCCUGUUGGAGAAUCCGCUGGCUUACCUUAGAUUCUGAAAGAUUCCUUUUCACCACCAAUCAUUCAGUCUAGCCUCCCUCCUUUUUUCCAUUGUCUUGUUAACAUCUGAAGAAAGUUGGCAGGAAAAGUAGGUUUUAAUAGUCUUGACUUCUUGCUCAUGUUCUCCCAGGUUGAGUUGGCCAAAGGUUUAAGGACACAGUUUUAGUAAUGUGUUUUGUGUGUGUGAAUGUGUGUGUGCAUGUACUUUUUCUGUGCUUUGUAUCCCCUUCAAAGAAGAAAUUUGAAUACAAUAUUGGCGACUUGUGCCCAAUAUUUCCAAUAUACGUUUUGGACUUGCACACGGAUUGCACAAACAUAUAUUACUAACCAAAGGGUAACUCCUUUUUGAGUAAACUGUAAUCUUUUUGAUUCUUUUAAAAAGUUAAAGUUUCAUGUGUCCAUUUAUUUUGAAAAGGACAUACCCCUUAUCCAGUGAGCUCUGCCCUGGAUAUGAAGAUGUGUUCUGCUACAAAUUAAGUGACCAUCCUUUUGAGACUUUGUGGUUGGGGUCAUUUUCCUUUUUCUAUUGGUUACCAUGAUUACCAGUCUUUUCAAACAACUUACUGCAGUUUUGCUUUCACUAUCAUUUUGGAAUGACAAACUGUAUUUGUAGGCCUGUCCCAUCACUCAUCAAAUUGGGGGAAUGAAGCAUUUUUUUUAUCUGCAGUUUUCUGGCUGAACCACAAUUUUCGCAAAUGGAGGAUUGCAAUUAAUGUACUGUUGGCACAGCCAGGCUGCAUGCAGCUUACUGACUACAAGAGUCACUCCGACCCUCCUUCCCUGGGCAAAAUUGUGAUUAUUAUUUGCAGGAACACCUACUAUGAAUGGUCCUUCAUAAGGCCUACAGUAUAUAACAGCUGCAUAAACAUAACAUAGAACCUUCAUAAACAUUACACAGAUCAGUGGUAACCAACCCUUUUCCUGGAGAUCUACCAUCCUGUAGGUUUUCAUUUCAACCAUAAUUUUGCACACCAGUCUCUGCUAAUUAACAGCUGAACACGAUCUCUAGUUGUUGAAUGAGGUGUGUUUUGUUAGGGUUGGAAUGAAAACCUAUAGGACCGUAGAUCUCCAGGAACGGGUUGGUUGCCACUGACAUAGAUAUUCAUCAAUUCAUCAAUGACAAUAACUACAAGUUGGCAUAUGGUGUAUGUGACUUGGUAUGUCAUGGCAAUGCCUCUUGGUGUAAUGUGUGGAGAUAUAACACCAUAUUUCUAUUUACAGUUAAUGACUAGUGCAUUUAUGUAGCGCUUAUGGAGGCGUUGUGUAGCUCUUAUGAUGAACCAUUCAUGAAAAGCAUUACCCAAUUUUCUUGACAAUAGUUUUUUUUUUGUCUAUCCUGCAGGGCCACAGUCAGUGCUUUAUUUGUUACAUUUAUUGGAACAUUUUUGGAAAAACAUUAGUACUUUGUUACUAAUAUUUUUUUCCAUUUUUAAAAAUUGUUCUGAUUAUGUCCUAAUAUUGAAUUAUAUCCAUAAUAUCAAUCACUCCAGUAUGUCACACAUUUACUGUUUUUCUUUGCGAAGUAUAAAGUGCAGUUUGUCAGUCAGAUGCAGCAACAAGAAAAAAAACCUGCACUAUUAUAAAAAUUUUGAUCAAUUUCACAUUGAAACACCUUAGAGGGGCCUUUAAAGAGAAAAAAGUAUGUGUGCAUACAUUUACAUUCAUGAACUGAACAGGUAACUGAACAGAAUUUAAGUUGGCUAAGCGAGAUAUGAAGGCCAUGAACUAUGGACUUUGGAAGUGAAGAAUGCAACAUGAUGUUGUAUAGCUCAUUCCUGCUGUAUACAAUGAGACUAGAUUAGUUUUUAUAUCGAUUACAAGUUGCCUUAGAUAAACUGAACCUAGUAUUUAAAGAGAUUGUUUAUUCUUAAGAAAAGCUUUUGUAGAAUUGCUUUAUUUUUUGUAAUGUUGGACAUGUCUAUAUCUGCCUGCACUAAUUAGAUCUGGUGAUGUUCAUUAAUUCUGUCAUUUAUUCAAAAGCAAGACUUUAUGCACAUGUUUAAUUAGAGGUGAUGAUUGGGUGGUCUCAUUGACUAAAAUGACACUGUGGCUGUCAGUCCGCCAGAGAGGUGGAUUGGUCUCAGCUGCGCUGGCUGGUCGAGAGAGCACACACACCUGGGCUGCAUUAGCUAAUCAGCCCAGGUGCUUAAAGGUGUGCUGCUCUCCACAGCUCGGGGCCGAGACCAAUCCGCCUUUCUGGUGGACCGACUGCCACAGUCUCAUUUUGGUCCUUGAGAGAAAUAAUUUGGAUUAUUUCCUGGAGGAAAAUUAACUUCCAAUAUGAAAGUCACUCUCAAAGCAGCAGUUACUGCUUUUACCCUCAAUUUACCAGUCUAAAUAGUUUAUGCCUGGUUGUUCUUUGUUGAAUGGAGUUGUAAGAGCUUACAUGUUUCAAAUUUACAUGCAGUGAAGUUCCAUUUUUAAAUGAAUGAUAAACCACAAACAUCACCCCUUUUCAUACUAAUGUAUUAUUUCAAAUAUAAUUUAAACAAAAAAAAGAACCACAUUUAGCCAUAUUAACUUUGUGAAGAUGUAAAUAACUUUGGGGGGGGGGGGGGGUCAAAUAUGCAGACUGUUGUGCAAAAAAAUCACACCAUCUGUGUUCAUAAAUACUUUUCCAGAUUGCAUUUGUUUAAACUUUAAUUUCUUGCUCAGCUGACUCCUUGGACCUUUCAAUGAGAGAUAGUGGUAUAUCAGGUUUCUUAUAGAGGACAGAGUGUCACUUUUUUGCUAUGCUAACACCCAUGGUGAAAAAAAAAAAUCAUUGUGCAGUGGGUCUUGCAAAAGUUGUGUGUUCCUUGCCAUUCAUACUAGACCAUCUAUUUUCUUUCCAUAUUUGCCUCACAAAAUUUGUAGAUCCAAGACAUCUCUUCACUGUCCACAACACAUUAUGUGAGUGUCCCAUUACAAUGAAGCUGAUGUUUUGAAAUUGGGUUUUAAAGGGACAAAAAUGAAAUGACGCUGUUUUCACUUACCCGGCAUGCUAUCUGUCCAUCCAGAUAGUUUUGCUGGAAUUUUACAAGUUCUCGAGAUAUCCGAUGCAGCUUAUCCUGAUACAAUGGACCUCAAUGGGACCAGGUUUUUGUGGCACUCAAGACACUAAAAAUGUACAUUAAUAACUCACCAGCACAGCAGUGUCAGCAUUUUUAAAACAAUAUUUAAACAAUGUUUUUAAACAACAUUGACACUGCGCCUCAGAAUGCUGCCGUGCUUUGGUUGAGACUUUUGUGGGUAUGCACAGUUGGCGUACUUUGAUAGCAAGUAGUUUUCAAUGAAACCAUGCACAACAAGGUAUGUGGAUGUUCUUGAGUUAUCGUCAUUUUAUGUUUGGAAAGAUAAUGCUGUUGAGUUUUUCGAAUGUAAAUUUUUUGGUGCUUUGAGCACCAGAAAAACUUGGUCCUGUUGAGGUAUGUUGUUUCAGGGUGGAUAUCUCUAAAACUUCAAAUCUCAGAAACUAUCUGGAUGGAUAGAUAGCACUCUGGGUAAGGGGAAACAUACAGUAGCUUUAUUUCAUUUUUGGGUGAACUGCCCCUUUAAUUGUAUUGAUCAGUUUGUUUAUAUACCGAACUGUUUCCACACCUAAAUGAUAAACUGUUCACUUGAAACAUUUUCACAUAUCAAUUUGUACACUUUAUUGUAAAUAAUUUUUUAUUUUUUUCUGUUUUUGUAUAAAUUAUAAACUAUAAUUUCCAGUGUGGGUUUGGCCAGUCACUGAUUCAUAAUGCAGCGGGGGGAUCUUAUUUAGGGAGAGAAAUUGAAAAAAAUAUAUUUUGACAUUUUUAAUUAUGAUAGAUACUGGAUAAUGUAAAGAAAAGUCAAUAUAAAGUGGUACAGCGUUGAGAUUUUUAAUCUCAUUUCCUGGUUUGAAACUUGUUAAGAAUCAUUAAUGUCUACAGCAGACAUGUCUAUAUUUAUUACCUUUGCUCUAAUUCUGACACUUCUCGCCCCCUUUUUCCCUUGUACAUUUGAGGUAGAGUGAACUUUUUAAAAAAUAAAAUUGGAACUGUUUCAUUUCUGCUAUAAAUGUUUUUUGUAAACAGGUGUAUGAAUAGUAUCUUAAAUAAAAUGUGUCCAGUUU
Molecule: messenger RNA, 7029 nt
Organism: Anguilla anguilla (European eel)
Lineage: Eukaryota; Metazoa; Chordata; Actinopteri; Anguilliformes; Anguillidae
Gene: sp2
Product: sp2 transcription factor
Exons: 8
Coding region: 727-2517 (596 amino acids)
Biological process (GO): regulation of transcription by RNA polymerase II
Molecular function (GO): RNA polymerase II cis-regulatory region sequence-specific DNA binding; DNA-binding transcription factor activity, RNA polymerase II-specific
Source: RefSeq, a predicted model, not a curated record